GAAGCUGAAGGUCUUGCGCCUCCGCAACAUUGAGGUGGGUGAGGCAGAGGCCGAGGAGUUCUGCAAGGCGCUUGGGCUGAACGACACAAUCACAAAGCUGGAGAUCCAAGCACUGGCAGAAGCACUGAAGUCCAACUGUUCGGUCACCCACGUCAACCUCGGUAACAACAUGAUCGGGGACGAGGGUGCCAAGGCGCUCGCAGAAACCUUGAAGUCCAACUGUACGGUCACCCACAUCAACCUCUUUUGCAACAAGAUCGGACCCGAGGGUGCCAAGGCACUCGCAGAUGCCUUGAAGCGCAACUGUAUGGUCACCCACGUCGACCUCGCUUUCAACAGCAUCGGGGACGGGGGCGCCAAGGCACUCGCAGAUGCCCUGAAGUCCAAUCGCACCGUCACCCACGUCAACCUCCGUUUCAACAUGAUCCGGGACGAGGGCGCCAAGGCGCUCGCAGAGGCCGUGGAGGCCAAUGGCACCGUCACCGUCAGGCUGGGCCACCGCCAGAUUGGAGGCAAGGGUGCCGAGGCUUGGACGGGGAAAGUGCGCAUCAAGGGCCUCGCGGCUCAGCUGGCGACCAACAGCGGCACCACCCGUCUAGAACUCGACAUCACGGCGGAGGACUGCCAGGCACUCGCAGAUGCCUUGAAGUCCAACUGUGCGGUCACACACGUCAACGUCGGUUGCAGCAGGAUCGGGGACGAGGGCGUCAAGGCACUCGCGGAUGCCUUGAAGUCCAACUGUACGGUCACCGACAUCAGCCUCGGUUUCAACAAGAUCGGGGACGAGGGUGCCAAGGCACUGGCAGAUGCCUUGAAGUCCAACUGUACGGUCACCGACAUCGACCUCCUUUGGAACAUGAUCGGAGACGAUGGUGCCAAGGCACUCGCAGAUGCCUUGAAGUCCAACUGUACGGUCGCCCACGUCAACCUCAGAAGAAACAUGAUCGGGGACGAGGGUGUCAAGGCCAGGCGGUGCCCACGGGGUGUUUGCAGCUUGCAAUUUCGACCCCGCGUUUCUUCUGAGAGGCCCUCGCAGAUGAUGUUCGGAAGUUCAACCAUGUUGUCGUCGUGA
Molecule: messenger RNA, 1072 nt
Organism: Symbiodinium necroappetens
Lineage: Eukaryota; Dinophyceae; Suessiales; Symbiodiniaceae
Source: the annotation of a GenBank genome assembly